GGACCCGGAAGCAGAUGCCGGUGUCCAGAGGAAGGGAGAAGCGAGCGGCGAGGGUCGGACCGCGGUGGGAACAGUCUCCCCCCAUUCCCGGAACCUGGUGACCUUUGACCCCGCUCUUUUUUUGGGGGGGUCCUCUCUCAUUCACCCGAACCCCUCUCUCUUGGCGCCCUUUGACCUUUGCCCCCCUCAGGGCCCUUGGACUCGGGGCCACACCUCUCCCCCCCCCGAGAUGCCUUGGAAGCGGGGGCUCCGGUUCCUGGGGAGCUGCUCUGCGGGGAGGGUCGCCCCUGAGGGGGCCAGGCUGGCACGACCCUCCUCCGGGACCCACAGCUCCGAGGGGAGACCUGACAGCUGCAGGAAGAGGAGGCAGGAAACCGUGGCGCUCCCAGCAUCUCCUCGGGAGGAGCAGGAAAAGCUGCCUUACCCAGGAAGGUGGUUCCUGCAGGGGGAAAACUCUUGUCACACCGCAAGCGCCACAGGAUGGGCUGCCGAUCAUUCCGGUGACCAGCCGCUUCCCAUGCCCACAGGGGCACCCAGGCUUUGGGGAGUCUCCAGCUUUGGUCGCCCCCGUCUGAUUCAUCAGAGCGCUCCGCUUCGAGGUCUCACGGUGGAGGACAUCCAGAAAGCGAGGCAAUCUCGGCCCAGGAAAGACCAGGAGAGUCUGGGCAAAAUGAGGCAGAAGCUCAGUGAGAGGGCCCGCGAGCGGAAAGUGCCAGUGACCCGCGUUGGACGCCUUGCGAAUUUUGGAGGUCUGGCUGUGGGCCUGGGCUUUGGAGCCUUGGUGGAAGUGGCGAGGAACUCCCUUAACGGGGAGCAAAAAAUCAAGGACGCAAGCUUCCUACUGGAAUCCAACCCCUUCCUGUCGGAGGCAAACGCCGAGCGAAUCGUGGAUACCCUCUGCAAGAUGCGUGGGGCUGCCCUCAAGAUUGGCCAGAUGUUGAGCAUUCAAGACAACAGCUUCAUCAGCCCCCAGCUGCAGCAGAUCUUCCAGCGUGUCCGACAAAGCGCCGACUUCAUGCCGCCCUCUCAGAUGAUGGGUGUCCUGGUGGAAGAACUGGGUGCUGACUGGCGGGACAGAGUGGCCUCCUUUGAGGAAACGCCCUUUGCGGCCGCCUCCAUCGGCCAAGUGCACCUUGGAGUGCUGAAGGAUGGGACUGAAGUGGCCAUGAAGAUCCAGUACCCAGGCAUUGCUCAGAGCAUCCGAAGUGACGUGGAUAACCUGUUGGUGGUGCUCAAGAUGAGCAUGAUGCUCCCAGAAGGCCUCUUUGCUGACAACACCCUGCAGGUGCUUCAGAAGGAGCUGGAGUGGGAAUGCGACUACCAGCGGGAGGCUCAGUGCGCCCGGAAGUUCAGGCACCUCCUGGAAGGUGACCCGUUCUUUGAGGUGCCCAAGGUGGUAGAGGAGCUGUCCACCCACAGGGUCCUGUCGAUGGAGCUGGCGGGGGGCGUCCCGCUGGACCGCUGCCAGGAUCUCAGCCAGGAGCUGCGGAAUGAGAUCUGUUCCCACAUCCUUCGCCUGUGCCUCCGAGAGGUCUUUGAGUUCCGCUUCAUGCAGACCGAUCCAAACUGGUCCAAUUUUUUCUACGAUGCCGAGAGGCACAAGGUGACCCUGCUGGACUUUGGGGCCAGCCGAGACUUCAGCAAAGAGUUCACUGACAAUUACAUUGAGGUGGUGAGGGCCGCGGCAGACGGAGACCGGGCCAAAGUGCUGCAGAAGUCCAAAGACCUCAAGUUCAUGACGGGCUUCGAGACUAAGGUGUUUGAGGAUGCCCACGUGGACGCCGUGAUGAUCCUGGGAGAGGCCUUCUCCACGCCGGGCCCCUUCGACUUUGGCACCCAGCGCACCACUCGCUGCAUCCAGGACCUCAUUCCCGUGAUGCUGAAGCACCGACUCAGCCCCCCUCCGGAGGAGAGCUACUCGCUGCACCGCAAGAUCGCCGGAUCCUUCCUCAUCUGCGCACGACUCGGGGCUGCCAUCCCCUGCCGGGAGAUGUUCGAAGAGGCCUAUGCCCGGUACUUGGCCAGGGAGCGCCCAGCUCCCAUGGCCGGCAGGGUCUAGGGGGAUCCUCCGCUGUUUCCAUGAGUGGAUCCUGCAGCUCGCCAGUGGCUGGAACUCUCCGUGAGAGAGCCCUGACCAUUCUGCUGCCAGGACAGCUUGCGUGGGGCAGGGGCCCUCUGUGGGGCAGCAUCUCGGCCAAGCGGGGGUCUUUCUUUGGACCAGCCUCUGGCUGGUAUUAGACCUGCCCUCUAACACAGCCGCCUGCCCUGGCAUCUUCAUCCUCGACCCCUCUGGCAGCCUCCUCUGAGCAAGGGAAGGAGUAGCGCCAGCCGGUUCUGCCCCACACCCUCGCUUGGCCUCCUGCCCUCUCUCCUGCCCCCUACAGGCCCGGUGUCCCUAGGGCAGCAAGAACUGAGGUGCCGCCGCCACCCAAAAGGGUGCGGUCAAAUCAGCGAGGUUUGGCGCUCCUUGCAAUCGACUCCCUUGGAGGAACCGAAGGUUCUCAUUGCCAAGCAAAGAGGCUUGAAGAAGCUCAAGUGAUUUGGGGGCUGUCAGUCUCCCGGGAAUGAUAAAAGAGCUUCGCUGCUGCUCCCAAGGAGAUCCAUCCUUCCCCACGUACCUUUCCGGUUCCUAACUCCAGCCAGGAGAGUCCUGGGUUCCUCCAUCUGUGGCCUUUGAAUCAGGAGGACAUGAGCGCUGCUAGACUGUCCUUGAGCUGGGGCUUGUCCCACCCGUGAAAGGGACCCCUCCCCUCCUUCUGCUUUUAAUAUAUAAACUUGGGUGUGACUUUAAGCUGGGGCAGCUAGACGAAGGCUUAAGUGUUGUAAAAGAGAGAAAGGCAGCGAGAGAUCUGGGGGGAGAGGGAUCUGGCAGAAGCAACUGGGUCUCGGGCCUGACUUGGGUGGCCAAAGUGUGUGUGUGUCUGUAUGUGUCUCUGCCCAUUACAGCUACCGGGUGUAUUUUAAAAUGAAAAAA
Molecule: messenger RNA, 2974 nt
Organism: Podarcis muralis (Common wall lizard)
Lineage: Eukaryota; Metazoa; Chordata; Lepidosauria; Squamata; Lacertidae
Gene: COQ8B
Product: coenzyme Q8B
Biological process (GO): ubiquinone biosynthetic process
Source: RefSeq, a predicted model, not a curated record